Molecule: messenger RNA, 3759 nt
Organism: Durio zibethinus
Lineage: Eukaryota; Viridiplantae; Streptophyta; Magnoliopsida; Malvales; Malvaceae
Product: katanin p80 WD40 repeat-containing subunit B1 homolog KTN80.4-like
Biological process (GO): microtubule severing; microtubule depolymerization
Cellular component (GO): katanin complex
Molecular function (GO): microtubule binding
Source: RefSeq, a predicted model, not a curated record
AUCAAUUCAUAUAAAAGAGUAAAAAUAAAAAAUAAAAAAACCACCAGCAACGGCAGUGAAACCUGAAAGCCGCCCCUUCUCUUCCUUCUUUCUUCUGUUUCUGUGUUUUAUAUGUGGAAAAUCUUGUUUGAUUGAGUUUGCUUUUAAGUUAAAGAUUUGGGUUUUAUGAAGAAAGAUUUGGAGAAAUGUGGGUUUGAAAAACCAACAAGAAAAAGCAAAGCAAAUCCACUUCUACUUUCUCACUCAUUCAUUUCAAAAAAAAUAUAUAUCUUUUGUAGUUCUUGCUUUGUACAACUACUGGUAUUUCUCGACUCUUUUUUUCUGGUAAAAAAUAAAAAUAUAAAUUUUAGGGGAAACCCAAGAAAGAAGGAUUGAACAAUGAAGCAAUCACUCCAACUGUUGUCUUCUAUUCGUAGAAGAUGAUUAAAAUAAUGGAAUGAGGAUGAGAUCUACGGCACUGUUCAUCAGAUUUUUUAUUUGAAUGUUUGUUAUAGCCAGUGGUAGGGUUUUAUCUUCUGUUUCGUUUCCGCCAUGACUACCAAACGCGCUUACAAGCUACAGGAAUUUGUGGCACACUCUUCAAGUGUGAAUUGCCUAAAGAUAGGAAGAAAAUCUUCCAGGGUUCUUGUGACUGGCGGGGAAGAUCACAAGGUUAAUCUUUGGGCUAUUGGUAAACCCAACGCCAUACUGAGCUUAUCGGGACACACAAGUGGAAUAGAUUCAGUCAGCUUUGAUUCUUCAGAAGUUUUCGUAGCUGCAGGUGCUGCAAGUGGUACCAUCAAGCUUUGGGAUUUGGAGGAGGCAAAAAUUGUUCGGACUCUGACUGGUCAUAGAUCCAAUUGCAUCUCUGUGGACUUCCACCCCUUUGGCGAGUUCUUUGCAUCUGGCUCUCUUGAUACAAAUCUUAAGAUAUGGGAUAUCAGAAAGAAAGGGUGUAUCCACACUUACAAGGGCCACACUCGAGGAGUCAAUGCAAUCAGGUUUACACCAGAUGGCCGAUGGGUUGUAUCUGGUGGUGAGGACAACAUUGUGAAGGUGUGGGAUUUGACUGCUGGAAAACUGUUGCAUGAUUUCAAGUAUCAUGAAGGUCAAAUUCAGUGCUUAGAUUUCCAUCCCCAUGAGUUUCUACUAGCUACAGGUUCAGCUGAUCGGACUGUUAAAUUUUGGGACCUUGAAACCUUUGAGCUUAUUGGUUCAGCUGGGCCUGAGACUACAGGAGUACGUUGCUUGACCUUCAAUCCUGAUGGAAGAACUGUGCUCUGCGGAUUGCAUGAAAGUCUGAAGGUUUUCUCAUGGGAACCGAUAAGAUGUCAUGAUGGUGUGGAUGUGGGCUGGUCUAGAUUGUCAGAUCUUAAUGUUCAUGAAGGAAAGCUUCUUGGCUGCUCAUAUAACCAAAGCUGUGUUGGAGUAUGGGUUGUAGAUAUCUCGCGCAUAGAGCCAUAUGCUGUUGGUAAUGCUAAUCGUGUGAAUGGUCAUUCUGAACCUAAAUCUAGUUCAGGUGGAAACCUCCCUGUAUUGAAUGAGAACACGACAAAAGCUAGUAUGGGAAAAUUAUCUGUUUCACAAAAUCCUGAACCUUUAGCGAAGGAAACAAAAUCCCUUGGAAGGUUGUCCCUUUCACAAAACUCAGAUCCUGCUAAGGAGUCCAAAAGUUUGACAUCCACAGGAAAUGUACCUGGUACCCCUCAGAGGGUCAAUUUAAACACUGCUCCAAAGACAACUCAACAGGGUACAGUAAUAGUUCCUAGUGUAGCAGCUCCAAAGAGGAGUUCUACUAGGGCUAGUUCAGCUGUCAAUGUUCCAAUUUUUAGCAAGUCAGAUACCAUACCUGUUAUUGUCCCUAGAAAUGACACGAAGUUGGAGCAGGCCACUCAAUCAAGAAAAGAAGUUGGAAUAUCUGGGAGAAGUUUAGAGCAGGCUGCUGAAUCUAGAAGAGAAGUUGCAAUAGCUGGGAGAAUUUUGGAGACAAGCCAACUGGCUGCUGAAUCUAGAAAAGAAGCUGGAACAGUAGGGAGAACUUUGGAGCAGGGGGCUGAUGCCAGAAAAGAACUUGGUAUUGUUGGAAGAACAAUGCCAUUUUCUUUGCAGUCAAAGACAUCUAGUUUUCGGAAGUUUCAAAAUAGCAGGGAAGACAUGGACCGGCCAGCUAUCUCUGCUCUGUCUGAGACUACAAGUUCAAAGGCUGCUGAUUUUAGCUGUGUUCUGGACAGGACUAUUUUUCCUGCUGUUACAGGUUCAAUUCAAGGAAUGUCUGCUACUGAAAGGAAUGUGAGGGAAGAUAGGUGCAUUGGCUCUGGAAAGAGUGAACCAAACUCGGUGAUGGAGUUGCCUUCGAGCUACUGGGAUGAAAAUCAUGAUGCACAACUGCAAAAAUCACAUAGAGAUGCAUAUCCUUUAGAAAGCCAAAAAGGAGGAAGAACACGUUCAGCAGUCAACAAUUGCGAGAAAAGGGAGAGAUCUUCUAAUUUUGAUGGACCUACUUUGAGUUUCUCUCCAGGGAAUGCAUCUGUGGCAAACAUGUCUGCUUUCAUUGCGCAUAAACAAAGAGGAUACCCUCCCUCUGUGGAAAAAGAAAUGCCUACUGCCAGUGAUGAGGAUGCUGUUGCAGAUUUAAUGGAGCAGCAUCGUCAAUUCAUUAGUUCCAUACAGUCUCGUUUAACUAAGCUACAGGUUGUUCAUCGAUUCUGGGAAAGAAAUGACAUAAAGGGGGCAAUCAGUGCAAUGGAAAAGAUGGCUGAUCAUGCUGUGCUUGCUGAUGUGAUGAGCAUUGUCACUGAGAAAAUGGACAUUGUUACAUUGGACAUUUGUACUUGUCUUCUGCCCCUUCUAUCUGGUCUCCUUGGAAGUGACAUGGAUAGGCAUUUGAGUAUCUGUCUUGACAUGCUGCUUAAGCUGGUCAGGGUAUUUGGUUCAAUGAUAUAUUCAACAUUAUCAGCUUCGACAACUGUUGGUGUAGACAUUGAAGCAGAGCAAAGGUUUGAGCGUUGCAAUGUUUGCUUUAUAGAACUUGAAAAAGUAAAGCGCUGUCUGCCUGCUCUUACCAGAAGAGGGGGAUCAGUUGCCAAAUAUGCUCAGGAAUUGAAUCUAGCACUUCAAGAAGCAUCAUGACUGAAAUCAACGCAUUCAAUGCAUAAACUAACUUAUUCUGUGGUUUUAUGGAUUAAAUUCUUACGUUGCCCUGGAGAGCAAGUUUUGGUACUUGCACGCGGGUCAAGCAUCAAACCACUGCUUUGAUACAUAUUGUCUUGUGAACUACUGCUGCACCUUGUACAUUUUAUACUAAGUGGAGCCUUUUUAACUGCUAAGCUGAUUCUACUCCAUUGACUGAAAUGUGAAGACUGAAGGCUAAUUGGGUUGUUACUCUUCUGCUGGUUGCUGCACAGUUUUUUCAACUCCAGUUUGUACCUGCAUGGUGAAGAGCAAGUAUAUCGAUCUCGUUUUACACUAACAAAAUAUGUUGUCACAUCAAUUUGUACGUUAUGGCCUUUAAUGAUUAACUAUUUUUUAUUUAUCAUAUGUAAUAUAUAAAAACAUACUUGUGUCAAAAGAAGGGACUGCAGGCAGAUAUGCGGGUUAUGUCAAUGUGUCGAAAAUUCUGAAAUAGAGCAAUGUUGAGCUUCUAUUGGUGCAUGAGAAGUUGGGUUUGUCUUUGCAUAAUUUAUUCUGUAAGAUGAAAGGAAAACGAAACAUAAACUAUUCAUUUUCCCCGAAUAAAAUAUUUGAGUUGGUCAAGGGUUUUCCGUAUUUUUCUCUUCAAAU